Pelecanus crispus (Dalmatian pelican) is the source of this 1968-nucleotide messenger RNA. It is a transcript of the gene SIMC1, whose product is annotated as SUMO interacting motifs containing 1. Lineage: Eukaryota; Metazoa; Chordata; Aves; Pelecaniformes; Pelecanidae. Gene Ontology annotation, molecular function: SUMO polymer binding. The record is from RefSeq and is a predicted model, not a curated record.
GACACCAUCGAUCUGACCUGCGAGGACACGAGCACAGACCCAGCACUGUGGAGCAGCCUCACCAUCAUCGACCUGACGGAGGACACAUGCAGCCCUUCCCACAGCUCUCCCCAUGCCACCAGCCGGGCUGACCAAGACCCCGGACAGGCGCCUGCUGCCCCAGCAGCACACACAUCCCAUCCCUGGCUCUGCUUCACCACAAAGCAAGAAACGGAGGCAACAGCAGGGCCGAGCCCUGCAGUACCCUCGCAUGGCGCUCCCACGGAGCCCAGUGCCACCACAGACACGGCCCAAAGUGCGGAGAACUGGAGCUGCUUCUCUCCCGCCUCCAGCCACCAUGGCUCCUCCUGCAGCCCGGAGCAGAACUGCAGCACCACCACUUUUAACAGUGACUUGGGCUCCCUGGCCAGCAUGCAGCUGAACUCAGACCUGCUGUCCCUGUCCCCCUCCAGCCUGGACAGCAGCAGCAGCCGCUGGAGAGCCAGUGGCCCGGAGGAAGAGACUCCCCACGCCUGCCAGCAAAGGGAGCUGCCCCCGAGGUUGAGCCCUGCCCCAGCCAUCCCCACAACCCCAGGGAAGGCCCAAGGGCCUUUGCUGGAAGCAGGUCACUUACCACUGCACAAAGGAAUCCAGCAAAUGACACCAGCCAGGACCAAGGCUGACAGCAAGGCCUGGCUGAACAAACUGCACUAUUUCAGGAGGAGCGGAGUCCAGCACCUCUUCCUCCAAGGCGUAGCACCCAACAGGGAAACACAGCAGCGGAAACCUGAGGUCAUCCCCAGCGGGAAGCUGAGUAUGGUGCACACCACCAUGGAGGAGAACUUCAUCGAGGGCACCUUGCAUUUCCUGAGUGAGUUCGUCUCCUGCCAGCACUGUCCCCCCAAAGAAAUCAUCUCUCACCUGAUCAGACAGAUCCUGUUGAACCCUCACCAAGGGGAGAUCCUGAAGGACACCUACAUGCUGCUGAUGAAGAUCCAAAUGCUCCAUCCAGCCAACACUGCCACGGUGGGAUGGGACUGGACGCUGCUGAAAUACAUCAUGGAGGACCAGGAGAAGCCCCCUGGCCGGCUCCUCUUCCUGCAGUACGUGGUGCAGACCCUGGAGGAUGACUUCCAGCAGAACCUGAGGUUGCAGCUGCUGCAGAAGUCGAUUGCCAAGAAAGUGCUUUCGUGUGACAUGUGCUUCAACAAUGUCAAGGAUGUGGUCGAAUGGUUGAUCGCAGCAGUUACAGGAGUGGGGUUCUCCCAGGCCCAGGAGCAGCCACAAGAGAUUACCUCCUCUUCAGCAGAAGCGAGGGCUGAACACAGCUUGCCUGCACCAUGCCUGGCCAGCACUGACCAGGCAGAGGUGGCUUCCCCAGCUUUCUUCGCCCAGAAGGUGAUGCUCCUGCUCCAGCGGAUGUUGUCCAUCGCAGUGGAAGUGGACAAAUCUCCCAACUGCAGCUCCUGUAGGAUUGCAGAUGUGAUAUUCCCAUUUAUACUGAAUAUUCCCCUGAGGAGCCAAAGGGAAGCUUUCUUAAACACCAUGGAAAGCCAGCUCCUGCGCUGCAAAGUACUAGAGCUGUUGUUCCAGCAUAGUUGUGACGUGCCCACGACCUUGCCCUUGUCUCUGGCCAAGAUCCUGUACUUCCUGAGCCACUCCUCUGUGCUGCUGCAAUACCAGGAUGAAACACCAAUAUGGCAAAGAUGGGAUGAGAUGCUGCAGUACUUGAGUUUGCUGCUGAUGAGCUACCAAAACGUAAUACUGGAGCACUUACGGAGCUCACUCAAUGACCGGAUGGACUUGAUCAUUCAGAAAGUUAAGCCCAAGCUCCAGGACAGCGAUGACAUCAGCCAUCUGGACGUUGAACUGAAGAUAGAGGACUUCAUCAGCCGGAUGCAGCAGGUCCUUGGGCAGUCUUUUCCCCUGCAGAUCACAGAGAAAUUGUGCAUGCUUCGGGAGUUGUUCCUCAUUGUCACUGCUACGUGA